Molecule: messenger RNA, 5420 nt
Organism: Acanthopagrus latus (yellowfin seabream)
Lineage: Eukaryota; Metazoa; Chordata; Actinopteri; Spariformes; Sparidae
Gene: tbc1d14
Product: TBC1 domain family, member 14
Exons: 15
Coding region: 394-2580 (728 amino acids)
Source: RefSeq, a predicted model, not a curated record
CUGCACUCACGGUACAAGUUUGUUUUAAAAUGGCGGCGGAAGCUUCAAGGCAGGUACGAAAUGUUAACAAUACCGGACAAACGUAUAUAUUUCCGUGCUAAUUUAACUGGCUAAACACCGUAGAAGUUUUUUUUUCUGUCCAGCAGUGAUGCUGUGGGAGCGAAACAUGUCUAUCGCGUUUAAAACUUUAAUUUGGUUGUACUUGAGGAAGCGCUGGUAAAAGCGGUGAAUCACGUGUUUGUCCCGAUAAUUGACCUUAUACUGGUGCUGUUUUGUACACCAAGCUGCGCUGAGAAGACAGAAGUGAUGGUGGUAAAACAGUAGUCACAGCAUCAUCAUGGACCGCCCUGGCUGGCGGCUACCUGCCACCCACCUGUAGCAUCAAUCGGCUGCAUGGCGAACACGACACUCGCUACCCAGGAUCGGAGGGACAGCCGCCGCGGUGUGUCUGGUGGAACCAUGGUGGAGAACGGCUGUGUAGAGAAAGACCAGACUGCUACUGAUCUUCACGAUCAUAUCAACCUCCACCACCACAAGCCCAGCAUGGUCCUGCACAGUGAACUUGUCCUGCCCAGUUACAAGCCAUCUUGCUCCUCUACUCCCAUCUACUACAGCAGCCCACAGAAAAGCUACUCAGACAUGAGCCAGGACUGCCACAGCUUGUCUUCCCAGGACUCUGGUAUCCCGACUCUGGAGAUCAACCCUCCAGAACCCAUCCUCCACAGCCACCAAGGCACAGAUAAUGGAGGCCUCAUCCUGGACUCCAGUCACGACUCUCCUGCAACUUUACCCUUAGAUGAUGAUCCCUCUGAUGGCAACUCCAUCCGUAAAUCCUCCACCUUUCCCCGCAGCGGGUAUGACUCCAUCCGCCUCUUCAGCCCCAACCUCAGAUUAUCCGCCACAGCGGGGAUGAGCAUUGGGGGUGGAGCCUUGAACCGCAGUGAUGAUAUCUCUGUGUGCAGCGUAUCCAGCAUGAGCACUGAGCUGUCGGUCUCCAAUGAAGACAUUUUGGAUUUCACUGUCACCUCAGACUCCAGUGCCAUUGUUACUUUAGAGACGGAUGACAGCGGCAGCUCUCACUUCUCAGACGUGACGCUAUCAUCGACACCGGGAGACCCUAGAGAUUUAUGGAGACCUGUAAGACCUAAUCCGGGGUCAGGAGUCACACAACAGCAAGAGAAUGGCAGGCAGAAGAAACUGGGACCUCUGGCAAGUUUAUUCAACAAGAGCCUGUUUGCACGGAGGGUGAAGGACAGUCGACCAGUGGAGCAGAGGGAUCCAGGAUGGAAGCUGUUUGGGAAAAUCCCACCUCGGGAAGGCCCAGCUAAGGAUCCUAAGAGAAUACAAAAGGAAUAUGAAACAAAGAGUGGCAGAGCUGGACCUGGCAACCCAACGUCUCCUAGGCAGAGUGUGAGGAAAAACCUGGACUUUGAGCCCCUCUCCACCACCGCACUUAUACUGGAGGACAGACCUGCUAAUCUGCCUGCCAAGUCAGCUGAGGAGGCACAGAAACACAGACAACAGUAUGAAGAGAUGGUGGCCCAGGCUAAGAAGAGAGAGUUGAAGGAGGCUCAGAAGAGAAAGAAGCAGCUGGAGGAUCGGUGUAAGCUAGAGGAGAGCAUUGGCACAGCCGCCCAGACCUGGAACCAGGACAUCUUGCCUAACUGGAGUACAGUGUGUACAUCUCGACGUGUGAGAGACCUUUGGUGGCAGGGCAUCCCCCCCAGUGUCAGAGGCAAAGUGUGGAGCCUGGCUGUGGGCAAUGAGCUCAACAUCACACAUGAGCUCUAUAACAUCUGUUUGGCCCGGGCAAAAGAAAAGUGGAAGACUUCGCUAGCACCUUCCUCAGAGCCUGAGAUUGAAGAUGCUGGUUCAUCAGAUCGAGAGUCAAGCCUGGAGCUGAUCAAGCUGGACAUCUCAAGAACUUUCCCCCACCUGUGUAUCUUCCAGCAGGGUGGGCCAUAUCAUGAUGUGCUGCACAGCAUUCUGGGGGCAUACACUUGUUACCGGCCAGACGUUGGCUACGUGCAGGGAAUGUCGUUCAUCGCAGCAGUGCUGAUCCUGAACCUGGACACAGCCAAUGCCUUUAUAGCUUUUGCCAACCUGCUCAACAAGCCCUGUCAGAUGGCCUUCUUCAGAGUUGACCACAGCCUUAUGUUGACCUACUUUUCAGCAUUUGAAGUGUUCUUUGAAGAAAAUCUCCCAAAGCUUUUUGCACAUUUCAAGAAAAACAACUUGACCCCUGAUAUUUAUUUAAUUGACUGGAUCUUCACCCUAUACAGUAAGUCAUUGCCAUUGGAUCUGGCAUGUCGGGUGUGGGAUGUGUUCUGCCGAGAUGGCGAGGAGUUCCUGUUCCGCACUGCGCUGGGCCUGCUGCGUCUCUAUCAGGAUGUUUUGACCUGCAUGGACUUCAUCCACAUGGCUCAGUUCCUGACGCGACUGCCCGACCUCAUCCCUGCCGAGCAGCUCUUCCAGCACAUAGCUGCCAUUCACAUGACAAGCCGCAACAGGAAAUGGGCACAGGUCCUACAGGCAUUACAGAAAGAUCCGGAGCGAGGCAGCCCAGUGCUGAAGCGCUGACCUGAGAUCACACAGACUCUACCACUAAAAUUUGAUCCAUAGAAGACGGAAUGGACCUAAGACCUGUGUUCAACAUCUAUGGGACCUAUCUGGUUGUAGCCACUGUGAUAAACCUGUUGAGCUGUGUCGCUGCUCUAACUGGAACCACGACCCUGAAGGGAAGGGUGUGAAAAGGAUACAAGGCCUUAUUUAUCUCGCACCACCUCUCCAUUGCUCCGAGGCCCAGCAGUGGACUGGAAAGUUUAGCUGGCAGAGGCCGAAAAGAAUGUAUCUCACACUCGCACACACACCUACUGGGCUGACUCAGGUCUCCACAGACCGGAGGAAAGCAGAGAUACCAGUAAUGACCCAAAUCCUUCAUUUUUUUAUUUUCUGCUGUCUUUCUAGCUAUAGUUCCACUUCAGUUCACAUUUGGCUGUUUUUAUGACAAAAGGUUUAUGUAUGACAUUCCAAUCUGUAAUUACAUAUUAGUCUGGGAAAGUAAUCAUGAUGUCCUAAAAUGACAUCUUCAGAGACUGACAGCAUUGAAAUAUGUUAAGUGAAACCUCAGCUCACGUCUGUGUCCCCAGUGUGUUUUCUCUCAAAACCUCAACCAUUCCUUCAUAUUUGAGAAGUUAUUAUUUGGACCUUGUGUGCUUUUCAGUUUGCGUGUUUCCUGUACCAUUCCAUGAAGUGUGAAGAAAUAAAAUUGAUGAAAAUGCUCAUAACCUUCAUGCUGUAGGUUAAACACCUGAAGACAAAUCUGUUGUCUCUGAGUGAUAGCACCUCGUUGUUACGUUUAAUUAAAUGUUUGAACCCUGUAAAAAGAGGGGAUAAGCUGCCUGUAAAUGCAUUUUACAGUAUAUUUACAUCAAUGAAACUUGAGUAAAUAAUGAGGUAAUGUGUGCUGUAAGCCACACAUAACAUGCAUUGUCUAACAUGGACACCCCACCCUUGCUUAAGGUACAUUUCAGCUUUUAAGUGUUUUGAUUCCUUCCUUUCAAAUUUGUAUUUAUUAAAUAUUUCUCAAACAGACAUAAACAAGACUUAUCUCAGUCAAAUGAAGGGUGGCUGAUGAGCCUCUUCUCACCCAGUUAAGUGAAGAGUAAUGGAAAAAUAAUCAUUUUACUCAUCAUUUAAACAAGCAUCUUAGUUGUGUGGAAUUGCUAAUUUCUUUGUCAGAUAGUACAUUGAAAUGUUUGACUUUUAGAUGGUAGGUUGGACGAAAUGGAAAGCAAUUUGAGGACAUCAUCAAGUGAAGAGUAUUGUGUAGGCACUCUCUAAAAGCCCUGACAAUAAGCUACAGGGCAGCCUAUUGAGUGUGUGUGGCAUGUCUGUGAUUUAACACCAUCUGUCCAACUUGUUGUUUAGCUUAGCAAAAUUGGGAUUUCACUAUUUGACUAUAGUUUCUCACUACCUUUGUAUGCCUUUAUAAAGGAAUAGUUCACCCCAAAAUGAAAAUCCAGCCAUUCAUUCACUCAUCCCAAUGCUGAUUGAUUGAAGUCGAAUGAAUGUUCGCAGUCUGCAGCACAUUUGUGGAGCUUCAUAGAAAAACAGCAUUACAGCAUUGUUCUAAACUUCUAAAGUAGAUGGGGAUUUUAACACUCUGUAUGGAGCCAGUUUAUGUUUUUGUUUGGUUCCCAUCUACUUCAGUUGCUCAGGAGAAUGCUCCAAAACUUAUUUGCUAAGAAUCUCCAGGAAUUUUUUUGGACUACGGACCCUCACCUGACUUUCCGUCAGGAUGGGGAUGAGUAGAUGAACUGAGGAAUUUCCACUUUUGAUAAUUGAACUUUUCCUUUAACAUAACCAGACCCUGAACCAGAAUCAGACAACACUUCUCAUGGCUAAGCAAAACUUGCAAGAAGUCCAUAGCAUGCAAAUACUUGUAGUUGUUUUGAUGACAGAUGCUGGUUUCCUGUCAUCAGCAUGUCAGUGGUGAGAUAGUGGCAGGUGUGACUGUGUCAUCUCUCAGGCCUUGUGGCUGCUGUUCUUUGAGGUCGUCAGUUUGUCAGCGCUGCAUUCACAACAUGGUUAAUGUGCAACUCCAUCCUGACCAGUGUUCGGUGAGGCCAGUAUUUAUAACAAGCGUCAUUACCAGCAUUGUUUUGAUGAGUUCACACAGUGCUAAGUUAAGGUGAAGUACCAUCUGUACUGUUUAUAUCCACACAGAAAAGCAAGUUUGUAAUUUUUGCCAUUUUGCACAGACCUGUUCAUCAGAUGAAAUCUCAAAUCUAGAUGCACGCCCACCACCCCAAGCCUGACUCCCCCAGUGUUGUGACACACGGCAGGACUGCAAUAAAGCUUUUUUGCACGUUAAUGAAAGCCUUUGAUUUGUGCCUAAGAUCAUCACUUUGUCAUCACUUGCAGGUUUUAAUCAGUUGUCUUUGUCAUCCUUUAUUUUUUUGUGCUUAAGUUGUGAGCAGUUGACAAUACAAGCUGAAGUGUGUGGUUUUUCAUGUGUAUAUGUGUUUAAGUGGUAUUUCCAGAAUUAUCUUUUAGUUACUGGGUUAGCUGUUAUAUAUCAAAGCCUGGCCUGGCCUGUGUUUGAAUUGACCUUCCCAGCUCUGCCAACACUACCUGCUUCCUCUAUCACACUGGCAAAUAAUGAAUGAUCCUCAAAACAAAAUUCAAUCAAACUAAAUUUGAAUGGAAUGUGUCAUAAGCUGUUUAAUUCACUGGAUAUUUGUAAUUUCUUUGGUUCUGUUUGUUUUGCAAUUUUCUAUUUUGUUUUUCCUUAAGAGACCUGUGUACUGUAGAUGAGUGAUAGACAUGAAGACAGCAGAGGGUUACCAUGCAGCUGUAUCUCACUUGAAAUGUAUAUAAACAAUGGUUUUAUUAAAAUAAAGAGCUAUACAUAUUCA